This is a messenger RNA of Didymosphaeria variabile, 621 nucleotides long. RefSeq lists its product as uncharacterized. The record is from RefSeq and is a predicted model, not a curated record. The transcript is spliced from 2 exons. The coding region runs from base 1 to 621 and encodes 206 amino acids. NCBI's taxonomy places the organism in Eukaryota, Fungi, Ascomycota, Dothideomycetes, Pleosporales, Didymosphaeriaceae.
AUGAAGUUCCACCAAACUCUGGCAUUCGCAGCACUAGCUGGCCUGGUUGCUGCCUUGCCUAUUACCAUCGAGGGUGAAUCUGUCGCCAUUCGGGAAGCUCAACGUGGAGGCCCUCCACCUCCACCUCCCCGCGGAGGCAACGGUGGCAAUGGUGGCAAUGGUGGAGGGGCGCGUCCCCCGCCACCUAGGAGAGAUUUAUCUGCUAACGAAGACGACAACGACUUCGAUAUUCCAGACGGCCUUGACACCAAGCGGGAUGUGUCCGACAUUGUCACGAUUGACAGGCGUGAGGCUCAGCGUGGUGGCCCUCCUCCUCCCCCGCCUCCUGGAGGGAACGGCGGAAAUGGUGGUGCCCGUAGGCCUCCACCUCGAAGGGAAAUAUCCGAUAUCACUGCAUCGGCGCUUGAUAAACGCGAAGCGCAACGCGGUGGUCCUGCUCCGCCGCCGCCACCGCCGCCCGGGGGAAAUGGAAGAAACGGGAACGGAAAUGCUGGCAGACCGCCGCCUAGGAGGGAAUUGUCCGCGAACGGAGAUGAUGACUUCGAGAUCCUGGAUGAAUCUGACAUCAAGAGGGCCGUAAUCGGCGAUAAUGAAGAAGAUGUUGAUAUUGCAGACGACUGA